Messenger RNA from Myxozyma melibiosi, 986 nucleotides. RefSeq names its product integral membrane protein DUF106-domain-containing protein. The transcript is spliced from 3 exons. NCBI's taxonomy places the organism in Eukaryota, Fungi, Ascomycota, Lipomycetes, Lipomycetales, Lipomycetaceae. Gene Ontology annotation, cellular component: EMC complex; membrane. Gene Ontology annotation, biological process: protein folding in endoplasmic reticulum. Bases 84 to 896 code for a protein of 270 amino acids. The record is from RefSeq and is a predicted model, not a curated record.
CACCUGCCCACCAUCUCUCUUUUGUUUCGCCCUAAUUCGCAUCUUUCUUUCUUCAAUUAAAAGAAAAGAAGAUUAAAAGAACGAUGGCAGCCGCUCCGGAUCUUGUUUUGGAUCCCAGUCUGCGAGAUUGGGUGCUUUUCCCGAUUCUGUUGGUCAUGAUUUUAGUCGGUAUCCUUCGACAUUACGUUACCCAGCUGCUGCAGAGUACACCCAAGCAGCAGGAUCUACUAGCUAUUCGCGAGCAACAAGCACUUACUCGCGGAGCAACCCUUCGCGCCAACGGCAAAUUCAUCCCCCAAUACUCCUUCCUCUCCCGCAAGCAGUACCUGACGCAGGCGUUCAAAGAGGGCGAGUUUCUCAAGGACAAAGAAUCGUUUCUCAACAAGGAUGAGCCGAAAGCGCCUGCGAAUCCGCUCGCGGAGCCGGGUGGAAUGGAUCAGAUGAUGAAUAUGCUGAAGGGAAACAUGGUGAUGAUUGUGCCGCAGACUUUGCUUAUGAGUUGGAUCAAUUUCUUUUUCAGCGGGUUUAUCUUAAUGAAACUGCCCUUCCCUCUGACCAUCAGAUUCAAAUCAAUCCUGCAAUCCGGCGUCAUGACCCGCGACCUCGACGUCAGAUGGGUCUCCUCGAUCUCCUGGUACUUCCUCUGCCUCUUCGGUCUCCGCUCCGUGUACGAUAUCAUCCUCGGCAGCAACAACUCCGCCGGCGGUGGAAUGGACAUGGGAGGCAUGGGCAUGGGCAUGCCUGGCGGCGGCGGCGGCGGGCUGCCGGGUAUGCAGCCGGGGCAGGAUGUGUACAAGUUGCAUUGCAGUGAGGCCGAGAAUAUCGAGUUGGCGAGCCAUGAGUAUCUGCUUGAUGAGAUCGAAGAUCGUCUGCUGCUCAAGUACGAGAUGUACUAGAUCUGUCUGGUAGACUAAAGAAAUAAAAACUGUACUAUACUAUUACAAUUCUAGAUACUAUAAAAAUGACAAAUUAUUUAUGAAUAUAUA